AAAACUACUCCUCCCAUUUCCGUUGUCGUCUCCCUCUCCCUCUCCCUCCGAUCACCCCACUCUGCCCUGCCGCCCCGCGCCUUCCUCCUCCCAAUCCGCCUCCUCUUUCCAUCAUCGCCUCACCGCGCCGGCGAUAGCUCGACACCGAUUCCGAAGCCGAGUCGGAGUCCGGGACCCCACCGCCUCCGCCAACCGACCUGCGCGGCGAUCGCGCUCUCAUAUAAUGGACGGCGACGAGCCACCGGAACCAACCGUCUCCGACACCCGCCGACGCUUCUAGGGUUUCCCGCGCGCGCAUGGGCUGCACCACCUCCCGCGACGCCUUCUCCGCCGCGGUCACGUCCCGGGCGCGUCGGUCCUCCUCGUCGCGGCCGCGGGGCGCCGACCCCGCCGCGCUGUGCCGUCAGCGCGUGGCGCUGAUCCGCGCCGCGGCCGACACGCGCUUCACGCUCGCCGCCGCGCACGCGGCCUACUUCCGCUCUCUCGCCGCCGUAGGCGACGCGCUCCGGCGCUUCGCUGCGGCUGCGCUCGCGCCGGCCACACCCUCGCCCGGCUCCUCGCCGGUACUCACCCUCCCGCCUUCCCCGGCCAAGCCGGUCGCCGCCUCCGCGGCCACCGCGUCGAGCCUCCCGCCGUCUACUUCCUCGUCCUCCACCGUCUCAUCGCUCUCACAUUCCCUCUCCGACGAGAACCUCGAGGCGCCCCCUGACGCCAAACACGGCGGAAGCGAGAAGGCGCCGUCGUCAACGAAGCAUCACUACAUGAGGGGCUCUUCCACCGUGCCCACCGUGGUUUACGAGGACCCCAACGCCCAGGCCCAGUACACUGAAGGCGAGACUAGCUACGGAUACGGAUACGGGUACUCGUACCCGUACGGGCCUUACGGCGAGGUGGUUGCGGAAGAGAGGCCGGAGACGGCCGCGCCGAGGCCACUGCCUUCGCCGCCGACCGCGGAGGCCUCGCCGUGGGAUUUCUUUGACCCAUUCACGCAGUACGAUCAGUUUCUGGAGGAUUACUCUCACGGGAAUCUGCCAACCAACAGCCCCAACUACGCCGAGCUGAGGAGGAUGGAGGGGAUCCCGGAGCUUGAGGACGAGGCGGAAUUGGAGGCGAAGGCUGAGGCUGAGGCAUCGAAGCCAUCGACUUCUGGGGUUGCUCAUCAAAAUGUUAAGGGGAAGGAGCCAAUUCUAGAAAAUGCCGCUUCACAUGGCGAACCUUCUGGUGCCAAGAUGCAGAGGACGGGAUCAGAACCAGUCCCUGUUGCCAAGUUGCAGAGGAAGGCAUCGGAGCCUGCUCCUGGUGCCAAUGGCAAGGCGGGGCAACCGGUGUCCAGGAACGACUCGGUGCCGAGCAAUGCCAGCUAUAAGAGCAAGGAAGGGGGGAAGAGGAAUACGGCGAGCUUGAAGGGUACAGUUAGUGGUGACAUUGACGGCAACAGCUCCAGUGGGAAGAAGCAAGCUGUGGCCUUUGAUGAGGAGGGGUCGAUCACAGCGGCAGAAGGAGGUGGUGAGAGCCACGGCAAGUCAGUGCAGUCGGCGGUGAGCAGCGAGUCAUUCUCGCCGUUGCACCAUGCGAGGAGAGAUGUAAGGGAGGCGAUGGAUGAGGUCAAGGGGCUGUUCGACGAGGCGGUGAACUGCAGUGCAGAGGUCUCGAGGCUGCUGGAGGUGGGGAUGGUCCGCCGCCGGACCACCCCCAGAGUUCUUAGAUACAUCUCUUCCAAAGUGGGGGAUCCUCUAGGUCUUACCGUGUCGACAUCGUCUUGCCUCCCAAAACCACAUGGCAGGAAGUCCAGAGCAUCAAGCAGCAAGGCGAGCACUUCAGCCUCGUCGGGUACUGGUAGAAGAAAUGGUGUUGGUAAGCUCUCAUCAACUCUGGAGAAGCUGUAUGCCUGGGAAAAGAAGCUCUAUCAGGAGAUUAAGGAUGAAGAGAAGCUACAGAUGCAGUAUGAAAAGAAGUAUAGGAGGUUGAAAUCUCUGGAUGAAGGAGGAGCAGAAUCAAGUACAAUCGACUCCACCCGGUUGUCGGUAAGGCUUUUGCGGUCCAAGAUUAGCAUCAGCAUUAGAACAGCCAAUGCCUUCUCGUCAAAGAUAGAGAAGAUCCGAGACGAAGAACUUUAUCCUCAGCUCGUUGAUCUCAUCCAAAGGUUCAGAAGAUUGUGGAAAGUUGUUCUAGAAUGCCAUGAGAAGCAGCUAUUAGCCAUACAAGACAGCAAAAUUCACCGGCUUAAGGCGAUUACCAUAAGCCAAUCGAGUGUUGCUUCAAUGGCCUCAGUGGAAUUGGGGAGGGAGCUCACAAGAUGGUACCGCUGCUUCAAUAAGUGGAUCAGCUCGCAAAGAUCUUACAUUGAGGCGCUGAAUGGAUGGCUGAGGAAAUGGCUCCCUGAGGUGCAGGAGGAAGUUACAGCGGAUGGAAUCCCACCUUUCUCCCCAGGCAGGCUUGGCGCCCCGCCUGUAUUCGUCAUCUCAAAUGAUUGGCUCCAAGGAAUCGAUAGGAUCUCCAAGAAUGAAGUGCUGAGAGCAAUGGACCAUUUCUCUAAGCUCGUGCAUCAGUUCAAGAAGAGCCUGGAAGACGAGCAACGGCAGAAGCGGAAAGCUGAUCAUGCUUCCAGAGAUUACAACAAAAAGCGUGAGGAUCUGCAGGGAGAGCUUGGGCUUAGUACCAGUCUGGAUCUCGUUGCAGUCAUGGAGAACCCUCGCUACAGCCAUGACGACCGUGUAAUGGAUAUGGAAAAGGCGAGGAAAAGAAGGGAUGAGGAGAGGGUCAGGCAUGAAAAUAUCUUAAAUCAUGCUCAUAUUGCAGCCUCAGCCACCCUGCCAAUUGGUUUGAUCCCUAUGCUGCAACAAAUCACCAGCUUCUUUCAGGGAAAUCUGCAGGUCUACACGCAAAUUAGAAUCCAAGGCACCUGAGCCUGCAGACUGCCAAGAAAUGGGGUUCCACAGAAAGGUUUAAUACACCAGAGUUCAGUUUACUACAGGCACAUUUUUGGGUUGCUGCGGAGAGGGGAUAGUAAUGCAAAUUUUUUUGUAUAGAAUUAUAAAUAUAAUAUAAUUUGGGGUUAGGCUUUUGAGUACGUUCUUAGAAUGCGUACCGUGGCAGAAUGUUACUGUUCUACAUAAGUUCUUACUGACUCGUUGUAGGUACCCGGGGGGGGGGUUAACCAACGGUGUAUUGUUCAGAGGAUUUAGCAAUUACUUAUUUAUUCUGUACAUGACACUUACAAGCUAGUGAUUU
Molecule: messenger RNA, 3231 nt
Organism: Phragmites australis (common reed)
Lineage: Eukaryota; Viridiplantae; Streptophyta; Magnoliopsida; Poales; Poaceae
Product: protein ROLLING AND ERECT LEAF 2-like
Exons: 4
Coding region: 297-2906 (869 amino acids)
Source: RefSeq, a predicted model, not a curated record